Messenger RNA from Tricharina praecox, 682 nucleotides. RefSeq lists its product as uncharacterized. The coding region runs from base 24 to 365 and encodes 113 amino acids. NCBI's taxonomy places the organism in Eukaryota, Fungi, Ascomycota, Pezizomycetes, Pezizales, Pyronemataceae. The transcript has 2 exons. The record is from RefSeq and is a predicted model, not a curated record.
GAUGGGCUGGAUGGGCUGGAUGGAUGGUCGUGGUCGGGGUGGGGUGGGGUUGCUUGCUUGCUUGCUUGCUGGGUCUACGAUGCCUACCAGAGACCUCCAUGCUGUCCGCACUGUACGAGCGACGCUUCAUGGCCUUCGAAGCUUCGAAUUCUGACCGGCUCUUGAUCGUGUGGCCGCUACAUAGGCACGGGAACAGUGGAGUAGGAGGUGGGCAUGUACCCACCCUUCCUUCCUUGCCUGCCACUCGUACUCAACCUACUGACACUGACUCAAGCCUUCGAGUACUCUAUGUACAUACGGGAGGCGUACCAGUACAAAGUGCAAUAUAUCAGUACCCAAGGCCAGUAUGGUGGCUGCGGGUGUGAGCACGUACCAAUGCUUACCUGCCACGGGGGCACCAGUACCUACUGCACAUGAUCGAGCAGCGCUUACUCCGUCCGUCGCUGUCUGUCUGUCUGUCUGUCCUUUCCUCUCAGACAGACAAGUCCCCAGUACAGGACCGAAUGAUCGUGGGAUUCCAUCCAUCUAGUAGUGCCGAUAUCGACCGACGUCCAGCGCCGAUCGCGACAGGAUCUGCAUCGACAUCGACAUGUAUCACGGAAGCCUAAAGGGCAAACGGAAAAAGAGCGGCGGCUUCUGGAAGUGUUCUAGUGCUUAUUCUGCAGCUCUGCAGCUGUGCGGG